UUGUUUUUUCUUUGCCAAUCCUUCUUUCAAUUCGAAUCGGUGCAGAUUAGCGUAGCGCCAACAGCACACCAGAAUCCAUCUCCGUGAGUAGCCAGAUAGAUCGCUUCUUCUUCCGUCCACUCUCUUCCCUCUUAGUUUUUCUCCAUUUCCCUCUCUACCCCUUUUCUAGUUAGUUGCACAGAGAUCAGAGAUGGUUGAGAAAAUCUACCGCCACCAUGGUCUUUAGAGCUAACUGGGCCCCUUUACUCUUGGUACAUCUUGGUGGCCCUGACACCAUCACAGCUUAUGCUUUUGAAGACAACAAGCUUUGGAUUAGGCACCUCGUCGUCCUUGUUGUCAAAGUCAUUUUUGUCAUUUAUGUCAUUUGUUUGUCGUGGACCUUUUCUUGGCUCUCAUUUUUGACUCUCCCUCUCAUCUUAGCUGGAAUUAUUAAGUAUGUAGAGAAGAUAUUGUGUCUCAAGCUGAAUAACUCACAGAAAACAAAACCAAUCAUUUCUAAUAUGUUUAGUUUUCAAGAUCAUUCUGACCCCAGUGAGAAUCAAACCCUUGGUCGCCUUCAUAAAGAAAACCCAAACGUUUUGUCAGGUUAUUUAUUAUUUACAAUUAUGAGACCUGAUGUCAAUGAUUACCUCUCCUCCCAAAAUCUUUCCGAUGUUGGAACAAGGAUCAAAGCUUAUUUCAGGGAAACUACAGGUAUAGACAGUAGUAGAGCUUUCCACUUUGGAAGCAAAUAUAUUUAUACAAGCACUGACAAAAAGGUUUUUGAAAUAUUGUCUAUUCAACUAGGAUUCAUGUUUGAUGUCGUUUACACCAAGGCUAGUUUGAUUUACACCAAGUUAGGAUGCUUCUUGCGCCUUACUAGUUUCACUAGUUGUUUCUCAGUUCUACUGCUCUUCUUUAUCAGCAUCGUUGAUGAGCCAAAAUUCCAUGGCUCAAGAAUUGAUAUUGCCAUAACUGGCAUCUUAUUGAGUGGAGCUAUUGCACAAGAACUUUAUGCAGCAUGGGUAAUGCUUUCUUCUGAUUGGGCAAUUCUUGUUGCGGAAUUUCAUCAUAAUGUGUUGGUACGCAAAAUGUUUAAGGUCACCUCAAAGUACUUCCCUUGCUUAUUGCAUCAAAGUAAAAGGUGGUCAAAUCAAAUGGGUCAAUUUGAUUUGUUGGAAUAUUGUUGGCGUUACAAGAAAAGGAAGGCAAACCAAUCCCAUGGCUUUCUACUGAAGAUCACUAUUGGCAGUGAAAUUGCUGAAAUGUUGCACAAAUACUGGUUUACUAAAUUUGUGGAUGUUCCACCCUUUUUGCAACAAGAAGAAAAUUACUUUCACCCCUUAGAUGCAAUCAUAAAAGGAAACUCCUUAAAGACAACAAGAGGAGAAAAGGCAUUGCAGAACCGUCAACCAUUUGAUCAACUAAAAUGGAGCAUUGAAUUGGAGUUUGAUCACAGCAUCAUAAUAUGGCAUCUUGCCACAAGUGUUUGCUACUUACAAGAGGAUCAGGAUGAUGAAAACAUGAAAAUUAGUAAACAUGUCUCAGAUUACAUGAUGUAUCUACUGGCCAUGUGUCCUGCCUUGCUAUUGUCCGAGCAUAGUAAGAGUUUUUGGCUUGAUCAUGCUUAUCACAACCUCAAAGAACUUGUGUCCCCUGCAAUUGAUAUAGGAAAUGUUGCUUCCACAUUACUUUCCAAUUCAGAUAAUGUUCAUGAAGAGGAGCUUGAAUCCAGGGAGAGAACUUUUGAAAACCUAAAAGGAGAGGUGUUGAGACUAACCACAAUUUUAAAGCAAUCAGAUAAUAAAUGGGAGAUGAUUAGAGAUGUCUGGAUAGAGAUGUUUUUCUAUGCAGCAGUUUCAAGUCAGCACAUUAAUCACGUUAAGCAGCUAGGAGAAGCAUUGAAUUUCUCUCACUCAUCUGGCUUCUCGUAGCCCCUGUGAUUAUUGAUAGUGUCUUAUAGGCCCUGACAUUGUCGAUACUGUCUUAGUGUGACUGACACUUGCAAGCUUGGCGGCCUUAUGUCUUAUGUUUUUGAAGCCUUGAAUGAAUCUCACUCAUUAAC
Messenger RNA from Rubroshorea leprosula, 2044 nucleotides. Lineage: Eukaryota; Viridiplantae; Streptophyta; Magnoliopsida; Malvales; Dipterocarpaceae. The record is from the annotation of a GenBank genome assembly.